UUUACUGGUGAACGUGCGCGUGGGUAUCUCACCUGGAGUCGGGAGUUUUUAAUGAAUAUUUUAAUUCUAAAGUAAUGGACGAGGAGCAUACGGCGGGCUACAGGGAGCCGUGUGCGCAGUGCUCCGAGGUGAGCUGGGGCAUCACGGAGGAGGGACGCUUCUACUGCCGCUCCUGCCACAACGUGAUCGAGAGAACCCAGGAUGUGGUGGAUACGUCUUUUGUGACCAACAGCCAGGUCUCCUCCAUCUCCCGUGCCUCUCAGAAGAAGGCUAAGUCAGAGCGUGGGCGGGAGUGGCUGGUGUGUGAGGGCUUCCAGUUCGUCCUCCAGCACCAGGCCGACGCCCUCCUGGAUAUGGGAGUCUGUCCGCAGUUCAAGGAUGAAGUCUUGUGCAACUUGUGGAGGAGGUAUCUCCAGAAGAGUCAGCAGGCCUACACUCGCACCCCAGUGCAUGCUGCCAGAUUCCAGCUGUCCCGACAGGCCUCCGAGUCGGAGGACAGCGCUCCGGAGUCGCUGGGCCUGAGCGAGGUUUCGUGGCCGCCGGAGAGUGAAACGGAGACAGAGAAGGCCAGCUCCGCCUCAGCAGGGCGAUCCAGUGACGGGGCCUCUUCAGCAUGCUCCGGCUCUCUGGACGGCGCCUCCUACAGCUCCACCCAGAAGGGGCGGAGCUCGAUGCUGAUGACCAUGCCCAUGACGCUGGCCCUCUGCCACCUGGGGCUGCUGUGGGUGCGAGAGGCGCUGACGCUGGCCGACCUGCGCAGGUUUGCAGCUGAGGGUCACCUGCCCUACGUCAACGCCUACCAGGACUUUCCUGAGGAGAUGCGGCUUUAUGGGAGAGAUACACGGAUCUUCAGGGUGGAUUCUGUUCCCUCCUACGAGCAGAUCCAGAGGGACUCCCACAGGCUGGCGAGGUUCCUGGACCUUCCCCGGUUCCCCCCCAUCACCCGGGACUGCCUGCUCCACCCCUCCCUGCUCUGCCUCAAGUACCUGACCGAGGCCAACCUCCCAGACGAGCUGCACGGCUGGGUCAGCAGGCUGGUGAGGCAGUCUGGGAUUGGAAAGGAGGGCCACCUGACCUUUGACCCCGUGAAGGGGAGCGCCCAACUGGUCUGCUACGACGUCCAGGCCGUGGCACUCAUCAUCGUGACGAUGAAGCUGCUGUUCGGGCUGAACGACCGGACGGAGUGGACGUUAUCCAAUAAAGCUAAUGAAGAGAACAAGAAAAGCCAAGGUAGAGAAUGCUCGGCAGAGACCUCAUCAGCGGACCAGAGCUUCAGCUUGCGAAGGUGGUACAGGACGGUCCAGCGAGUGCUGGAGGCAGCUAGGAGGGGAGAGGAGCGGGACUGGGCCAGGAAGUCCUGGAAGUCCCACAAACCCCUGUAUCCCUCCAAAAAGGAUAAGUCUGUCUUCAUCAAGCGAAGGCGUGUGGUGGAACAGCUGCAAAUGAACUUCCAGAGGCUGUCUGGCCCCGCCCCCCAGCCGCAGAGACCCGCCCCCUCCAGCUUCCGUUUCCAGUGGGGUGAGGAGGGCGGGGACGGACCCAGCUUCCACCGUCAGAGCCUGGCCUGUGUCCUGAAGGAGAAGGGGAGCUCCACACGCCCCUUCAGCAUUCGGUACUGGCACACUGCCCUGCGACGCUGCGAUCCCAGGCAAUGCAAGGACCACUUCCCCGAGGUGGAGCCGACUCUCCCCAGGACGUACGUGUGGCUGCUGGACCUGUUCUCCUUCCUGCUGGGGGUGAAGCCUUCCCUGGUGCAUGCGGAGGUCUGUCACCUGGAGCGCCGGCUGGUCAAGGACAGGACCUUCCCCCGCCCCCGGAAACCAGGGAGGAAGAAAAGGACCAAGCGGACGCGGCGGGAGGCGUCUCCCAGAGAGACCGUCAGCGCCUGAUUCGUGCAGGAAAGGUGCGGGCGGACUUGCUGGCUCGUGUCUGCUGCGCUGCGUCACUCUGUGGCUGACCGCGUUUGGCCUUCACCUCAGGGCUGUCCCACCGACCACACUGUUCGCCGCUCCUCUGGUGUACAUAUGCCUUUUAUAUUGAUGUACAA
Messenger RNA from Megalops cyprinoides (Indo-Pacific tarpon), 2047 nucleotides. RefSeq names its product TATA box binding protein (Tbp)-associated factor, RNA polymerase I, B (gene taf1b). Lineage: Eukaryota; Metazoa; Chordata; Actinopteri; Elopiformes; Megalopidae. Gene Ontology annotation, cellular component: RNA polymerase I core factor complex; RNA polymerase transcription factor SL1 complex. Gene Ontology annotation, molecular function: RNA polymerase I core promoter sequence-specific DNA binding. The record is from RefSeq and is a predicted model, not a curated record. Bases 75 to 1889 code for a protein of 604 amino acids. Gene Ontology annotation, biological process: nucleolar large rRNA transcription by RNA polymerase I; RNA polymerase I preinitiation complex assembly. The transcript is spliced from 15 exons.